Messenger RNA from Gallus gallus (chicken), 1332 nucleotides. It is a transcript of the gene TMEM158, whose product is annotated as transmembrane protein 158. NCBI's taxonomy places the organism in Eukaryota, Metazoa, Chordata, Aves, Galliformes, Phasianidae. The coding region runs from base 104 to 1009 and encodes 301 amino acids. The transcript has a single exon. Gene Ontology annotation, molecular function: peptide binding. The record is from RefSeq and is a predicted model, not a curated record.
GGCGAGAGCGGCGUGCCUCUUCUCGCAGGUGGCAGCCGGCAGCGCCAUGAGACGUCCCGUUCCUCCUCCUCCUCGCCUUCCUCUCCGGCGCUAAGUCAAUGCCAUGCUGCCGCUGCUCCUGCCGGCGCUGCUGGCCGCCUGCCUGCCGCCCUGCCAGGGCUGGAGCCCCUCGGCGGCCGCGGGCGGGCAGGAGGAGCAGGAGCUCUUCUCGCCUCCUGCGAACUCCUCCCGCUCCCCGGCCGGCCUCGAGAUGGACCUCGACGGGGCGGCGAGCAAGGAGGACGGCGGCACCGCCAGCCCGGGCACGCCGGCGACCCCCAGCCGAGAGCCGUCCCCUUCUGCCCCCACCUCCGCGGGGCAGCAGCAGCAGCAGCAACAGCAGCCGCGGCUCCAGCAGCCUCAGCUCGCCGAGGACCCGCACUGCAAUAUCAGCGUGCAGCGGCAGAUGCUGAGCUCGCUGCUGGUGCGCUGGAGCCGCCCGCUGGGCAUCCAGUGCGACCUGCUGCUCUUCUCCACCAACAGCCACGGGCGGGCCUUCUUCUCGGCCGCCUUCCACCGCGUGGGGCCGCCGCUGGUCAUCGACCACCUGGGGCUGGCGGCCGGCGGCGCCCAGCAGGACUUGCGGCUCUGCGUGGGCUGCAGCUGGGUGCGGGGCCGCCGCGUCGGGCGGCUGCGGGGCUCGGCGCCCCAGCCCCAGCCUCAGCAUCAGCCCGCGGCCUCCUCGCUCUCCUACCCGCCGGCGGCCGAGCCCGGCCAGUACUGGCUGCAGGGGGAGCCGCUCAACUUCUGCUGCUUGGAUUUCAGCCUGGAGGAGCUGAAGGGCGAGCCGGGCUGGCGGAUGAACCGUAAGCCCAUCGAGUCCACGCUGGUGGCGUGUUUCAUGACUCUGGUCAUCAUCGUGUGGAGCGUGGCCGCCCUCAUCUGGCCGGUGCCCAUCAUCGCCGGCUUCCUGCCCAACGGCAUGGAGCAGCGCCGCAGCGCCGGCACCGCCGCCGCCGCCAACAAGUAGCCAUCCCGGGGACCCCCAUCCUUCGUCGUGUGCUGUGAGGGACGCGGGCGGGCCGGAAUUCGCGCGCUGCCCCUCCUGACGCGUUUGUUCUCGUGUGAAGCGUGUGAAGGUGCGCUGCGCGAGCGGCCGCCUGAGGGGAUCCGCUGCCCCUCGGCCCCGCCGCCGCCACGACCAGAUCCUGUGUGCUCGUUUUGUACCUUUAAUAACCGUUUUAAACGAACUUUUUAGUAAAAAGAAAAAAAGAAAAAGAAAAAAAGAAAAAAAAAAAGCGUUCCCCUCCAAAAUCUACGCGGAAAAUAAAAGACCCUCCCGUUCAACCGCAA